This is a messenger RNA of Chanos chanos (milkfish), 1674 nucleotides long. It is a transcript of the gene ric8a, whose product is annotated as RIC8 guanine nucleotide exchange factor A. The coding region runs from base 1 to 1674 and encodes 557 amino acids. Lineage: Eukaryota; Metazoa; Chordata; Actinopteri; Gonorynchiformes; Chanidae. Gene Ontology annotation, biological process: G protein-coupled receptor signaling pathway. The record is from RefSeq and is a predicted model, not a curated record. The transcript has 10 exons. Gene Ontology annotation, cellular component: plasma membrane; cytoplasm. Gene Ontology annotation, molecular function: guanyl-nucleotide exchange factor activity; G-protein alpha-subunit binding.
AUGAAAAUGGAUUUAAAUGCCAUCAUAGAAAAAAUGGAAACUGGCGAUCAAGAUGCUGCACUGAUAGCACUUCAAACGUAUAAUAAGGAAAAAAGUCAGUGUUUCACUUUUACCAGCGAGGAACAGGAAGACAGAGAGCGACUUGGAGAACUGGUGCUGGGUUUCCUAAAGCGGGACCUGCAACCCUCCUGCCAGCUGGCCUGCCUGGAAACCAUCCGCAUCCUGUCUCGCGACAAGAGCAGCCUGGCACCUUUCGCCAGCCGUGACGCCAUGCAGACGCUCAGCCGGCACGCGGGCAUCGCCCGGGGAGACGGUGGCGAGGGUGGGGCUGCCCCGGAGAUGCCCGACCUGGACGUGAUCGUUGAGGCGCUCAAGUGCCUGUGCAACAUGGUCUUCAACAGCGAGGCCGCGCAGCAAGCCGCCGCCGAGCUGGAGCUGAUGGCCGGGGUGGCGGAGAGGCUGAAACAGUGCCGCGACCCGCAGUGGAACCACGAGGUCCGGUUCUUUGACCUGAGGUUGGCGUUCCUGCUCACCGCGUUACGCGUGGAUGUUCGUUCCAAGCUGGCGCGGGAGCUGCGCGGAGUGGGAUUGCUGGCCGAGGCCCUGGACGCCACGCUGGGCCUCUGCUGGCCCGACACUCACGAGGUGGCCCGAGCGGGAGCCGACGGAGCCGACGGAGCCCCCGAGCUCCCGCCCCCACCCCUGGGCCGUGAGGAAACGGAGCGCGCCAUGGAGAUUCUCAAGAUUCUCUUCAAUAUCACCUUCGACUCCAAUCGCCGCAAAGUGGAUGAGGAGGAGGCAGCCACCUACAGACACCUGGGGGCCAUACUCAGACACUGCCUCAUGAGCUCUGCAGAGGGAGAAGAAAGAACAGAGGAGUUCCACAGCCACACAGUUAACCUGUUGGGAAACCUGCCUCUACCCUGUCUCGAUGUGUUGCUGAUGCCCAAAGUUCAGCAGGGCUCCAUCGAAUACAUGGGUGUCAACAUGGAUGCUGUCAACAUGCUGUUGGAGUUCAUGGAGAAAAGGUUGGACAGGGGAAACAAGCUGAAGGAGACUUUGCUGCCUUCUUUAAAUCUGCUGACAGAAAGUGCCCGGAUCCACAGAGAGACCAGAAAAUUCCUCAGGAUGAAAGUGUUACCACCAUUGCGAGAUGUGAAGAACAGACCUGAGGUUGGCAACGCUCUGAGAAACAAACUGGUGCGACUGAUGACCCACAUAGACACUGACGUCAAAAACUGUGCAGCUGAGUUUCUCUUUGUGCUGUGUAAGGAGAGCGUGUCAAGAUUCAUCAAAUACACGGGCUAUGGUAAUGCAGCGGGUCUGUUGGCCGCCCGUGGACUGAUGCGUGGGGGAAAGGACCCCGGACACUACUCUGAGGACGAGGACAGCGAGACUGAGGAAUACAGACAGGCCAGACCACAUAUUAAUCCAGUGACAGGGAGAGUGGAGGAUGAGCAGCCAAACCCGAUGGAGGGAAUGACAGAGGAGCAGAAGGAGUACGAGGCCAUGAAGCUGGUUAACAUGUUUGACAAACUGUCCAGGGAGCAUGUAAUCCAGCCAAUGAAAAUCGGUCCCGAUGGCAAAAUGACGUCACUGGAACCACAUGAGCUUCAGUGUUUGACACAGCAACCGUUUCAGCAGAACUCAGACGACGAGGAAGGGGAGGACUAA